AUGUCGGGAUGGAGGAGAUUAAGAGACAUAGCAUUGAAGGCAUCGAAGAGAGGUACCCAGCACCAGGUGCAGUUGCAGUUGCAGAAGCGGGGUUUUGUGAAUUGCAUUCACGUGGGCUCUUAUGUCAAACGGAGAGAAUCUUUGAUUGGAGUGCAGGAGAGGUACAAGUGGAACCGGGGUGGCGCUGGCGAUGAGUAUCAAACUCGGAAAAUUAAGGCUGAGGCAAAUUGCCCACGUUGCUCCAAGCAAAUGGAUCUACUCUUUACAAACCGGCCCCAUCUCCUAAAUCCGCCCUCUUCCAAUCCCGAUUCCUCUUUCGAUUAUAUCGAUGCAACUUCUAAUACCACCACUGCAAAUACGAAUGAUAACAGUAAUAAUAGUAACUCAAAAGGUGGAGGUGGAGGUAAUGCUUUCCAAGCGUUGAAUCUGUGCCCCAGUUGUAAGACGGCUUAUUACUUUAGGCCAUACAAAAUGUCACCUCUUCAGGGAAGUUUCAUUGAGAUUGGGACUGUCAAAAGCAAGAAUUCAAAUUCGGAAAAGAAAUUGGCCGAAGCUGAAGAUUAUGGGAGGAGGAUUCGAGCUUCAUUUUGGGAGACCUUGAAGUCAUAUGGCAGUGAGCCACCAGAGAACUGGCCUCCUCCUCCACCUCCAUCUGGGAAUGGGCUGGCGGUCCAUACACCACCUGGACCUCCUUUUGCCCCUGGUGUCAAUUUAAUAAGGGCAUCAGGUAAUGGGGGCAAUGGUGGCAGUGGAAAUGAUGGUCAAAAUGGUGGUGGUAAUAAUGGAGAGAAAAGCAGCUGGGGUGGGUCUGAACUAGGUAGAAAUUUACCCACGCCAAAGGAGAUCUGCAAGGAACUUGACAAGUUUAUCAUCGGCCAGGAACGUGCUAAAAAGGCGCUUUCAGUGGCUGUUUAUAACCACUACAAAAGGAUAUAUAAUACGUCCUUGCAGAAAGGGUCGGAAGCUGAAGCAGUUAGAGUAGAUGAUGACGACAAUGUAGAAUUGGAAAAGAGCAAUGUGCUUUUAAUGGGCCCUACUGGCUCAGGUAAAACACUGCUCGCAAAAACCCUUGCUCGUUUUGUGAAUGUGCCUUUUGUGAUUGCAGAUGCAACAACUUUGACACAGGCUGGUUACGUUGGUGAAGAUGUUGAAUCAAUAUUGCACAAAUUGCUCGCGGUUGCUGAGUUUAAUGUACAAGCUGCACAGCAAGGGAUGGUUUACAUUGAUGAAGUUGAUAAGAUAAUAAAAAAGGCUGAGAGCUUAAACAUCAGCAGAGAUGUUUCUGGUGAAGGUGUUCAGCAGGCACUACUGAAAAUGCUAGAAGGGACUAUAGUAAAUGUUCCAGAAAAGGGGGCAAGAAAGCAUCCUCGGGGUGAUCAUAUUCAGAUAGAUACAAAAGACAUCCUUUUCAUUUGUGGAGGAGCAUUUAAUGAUUUGGAGAAAACUAUUUCUGAAAGACAGCAGGAUUCAUCAAUUGGGUUUGGAGCUCCUGUUCGUGCUAACAUGAGAGCAGGUGGAGUGGUUGAUUCUGCUGUAACAGCAUCCUUACUAGAAUUUGUCGAAAGUAGUGAUCUUAUUGCCUAUGGCCUCAUACCAGAAUUUAUUGGGCGCUUCCCUAUUUUAGUUAGUUUGUCUGCUCUUACAGAGAACCAACUUGUUCAGAAGUGCAAAUGCAUCUCUCUUGGAGUAUAUAAGAUUUUCCUUGCUAUUUCUGGUGGCGAGAAUUAA
Molecule: messenger RNA, 1728 nt
Organism: Fraxinus pennsylvanica
Lineage: Eukaryota; Viridiplantae; Streptophyta; Magnoliopsida; Lamiales; Oleaceae
Source: the annotation of a GenBank genome assembly